AUGGGUCGAGGAAGAUCUACCAAUCUGCGAACGGCAGAGGAGAGAGCUGCAAUUCGUCGUGAAAAGUUCAGAUUGAAUGUCCAGGCUCACCGUGAACGCCAGAAACAGAAAUCAUCGGGUCAAACGUCCAAAUCUUCCAUUCAGUCAAAGUUUCGCUGGAUCCACGAGACAAAAUGGGAGGCUUUGAGUUCUGUGCACCAAGCAAAAUCUCGGAAUGGGAGAGAGCAAGAUCCUGGUCGCAAACAGAUCGUCACCCUUCUGCGAGUCUCUCAGCCCAGUCUGUUGUUUGAGCCGACUCCCGAGAAACAGAACACGACUGCACUUCUGGGGAUAUUCAGAUCUCGACUUCUCCCGGAUAGAAUCAAGCUUCCAUCCCCCACGUGUCCUGAGAAGUAA
This is a messenger RNA of Rhinocladiella mackenziei CBS 650.93, 396 nucleotides long. RefSeq lists its product as uncharacterized. Lineage: Eukaryota; Fungi; Ascomycota; Eurotiomycetes; Chaetothyriales; Herpotrichiellaceae. The record is from RefSeq and is a predicted model, not a curated record. The coding region runs from base 1 to 396 and encodes 131 amino acids. The transcript has a single exon.